Molecule: messenger RNA, 1545 nt
Organism: Limanda limanda (common dab)
Lineage: Eukaryota; Metazoa; Chordata; Actinopteri; Pleuronectiformes; Pleuronectidae
Gene: acot8
Product: acyl-CoA thioesterase 8
Exons: 6
Coding region: 1-1035 (344 amino acids)
Biological process (GO): fatty acid catabolic process; acyl-CoA metabolic process
Cellular component (GO): peroxisomal matrix
Molecular function (GO): fatty acyl-CoA hydrolase activity
Source: RefSeq, a predicted model, not a curated record
AUGGCAGACACAGAGGCGGAUGCUAUCGACACUGUCAGCGGUGUAACUAAGAGCUGUGAGGGUUCAGGGGGCACCGGCUCACCAGAGGAAGAGAGCCCGGACAGACCUGAACAUGGAGCCGAAGCUCCGUUCACUAAGGACCUGAAAAGCGUCCUGGUCACCAGCGUUUUGAACUUAGAAAAGCUGGAUGUAGACCUGUACAGAGGGACGCAUCACUGGAUACCACGCAGCCAGCGUUUGUUUGGAGGUCAAAUAAUCGGUCAGGCCCUCGUGGCCGCGGCCAAAUCUGUGGAUGAUAACCUCUAUGCCCAUUCUCUGCACUGUUAUUUUGUGCGAGCAGGGGACCCUAAGGUUCCGGUGCUGUAUCAGGUGGACCGCACGAGAGAUGGUCGUAGUUUCACAGUGCGCUCCGUGAAGGCCAUCCAGCACGGGCAGCCAAUACUGGUCUGCCAAGCGUCCUUCCACAAGCUGCAGCCGAGCCCUGUGCAGCAUCAGUUUACCAUGCCGGUGGUCCCUCCGCCUGAAGACCUCCUCACUGUGGAGGAGCUUAUUCAUCUUCAUCUCAAUAAACCAGACCUGUCGGACAAAUUAAGACAAGGCCUGACCAAACUGCUGGCUAAUGAGAUCCCCAUUGAGAUAAAGCCAGUCCUGCCACUGCCCUCUUACAGACCUGCUGCCUGUGAGCCGAAGAAGCUGUUCUGGGUGCGAGCACAAGGAUAUAUUGGUGAAGGCAACAUGAAGCUGCAUUGCUGCGUUGCUGCAUAUGUGUCAGACUUUGCAUUCCUGGGCACUGCACUGUUGCCGUACCCCAGCUACAGGGCCCAGUUUGUGGCCUCUCUGGACCACGCCAUGUGGUUCCACACCACGUUCCGCAGCGACGAGUGGAUGUUGUACGAGUGCGACAGUCCAUGGGCAGGGGGCAGUAGAGGACUGGUUCAAGGCAGACUGUGGAGAAGAGACGGGGUCCUCGCUGUGUCCUGUGCCCAGGAGGGCGUCUUGAGAGUAAAAUCCCUCAAAGAGCCCAGCAAACUUUAAACACAUUCCUAAGUCUAACUUAUGUAUAACUUUGAUGAUGUCAAUUUAUUAAUAAUUUUAUAAAUAGAUUAAUUUAAUGUAAAUAUAUUGAUUAUAGGAUUUAUCAUAUCUGUAUCAAGAACAUGCUAAAUCUAAUGUUCUUGGCAGUCAAUAAAGUAGAGGUUCUAAUGGAGACAUGCUUCUCAUUUGUUAGAUGAGAUUUUUUCUUUGAGCUGCUGCUCAUGACAUACUUUUAUUUGAUAUUCAUCAAUGUCGAGACCAUAUUCUACUGUAAAGAUCUGCUUAUACUUUUAGUGUCCCUGAUUUGACACAUCGUUUUCUGUCAACAUAAGAAAUACAAAGCAUCUAAGUUUGUUUCAUCAAGCUUUUGGAAGUUCAUCACACAAACAUAAGAGCAACAUUGACACUUUCAGUGUGCUUAUAGAUAUAUAAUAAUACAAUAGUGGACAGAUAUCCUGGCUUGCUUAGUUGUGAUCAGAGGUGGAAAACUAAAUUUAACAUUGAAAACAA